AUGCGUCUUAGACGUUAUUUGCUUCGAUAUCGCCUUAUUAUUCAUAGACGACCAAAAUUACAAAAACUUUUUCGAAUUUUUCUUAUUCUUAUUGUUGGUUUUCUUAUCAUAAAUAUAGUUAAUGGUGUUCUUUUCUCAACUAUAUUAUUUUUUCAAGAAGAUAUUCAUGAACCAGAUUAUGAUCUUGAUACACGUCCAUAUUAUAGAACAAUUGAAAUGACAAAACGUUUUGAUAGUUCUGGUAAUUAUUUACUUGUACAAAAUUUUGUACAAUAUCAAAGUAAUUUAACUAAAAAUGCUGAUUUACUUGCACUUAAUUUACAUACAAAUAUUGAAAAUCUUCAUUUAUUAUUAAAUCAUACCAAAGUUUGGGAUGGACCUAUAUCAUUAAGUUUAUAUGUAAAAGGUACUCGUGCUAGUGAUGAUAUUGAUUAUGCAUCGAUAUGGCUUCGUUGUAAUCGAAGAUUAUUCAAAGUACUUAAUGUUCAUCUUGUUAUGUCAGCAAAAGCAUAUGAACAUUCAAUAUCAAAUCAACGUAAUUCUCAUAGUGUUAAAUAUGCAGUUAGUUGUCACUAUGUUACUUAUAUAAAUCAUACAGAUGAAACUGAUUCAACUCCAUAUCCAUCAAAUCUUCUUCGUAAUAUUGCUCGUCUUGGUACAACACCUUCAACUGUUCAAUAUAUUCUUGCACUUGAUAUUGAUAUAUUUUCUGCUCCUGAUCUUUUUCAUCAUCUCGUUUCAUUUUACACACAAUCAAAAUCAAGCGAAGAAUUUAAUCGUACACUCUAUGUCAUACCAUCAUUUGAAAUUCAUACUGAUACAGUUAAACGUUCAGCCCCAUUACCACAAAAUAAACGUGAACUAACUUUAUUAUGGAAUGAUAAUCAAUUACAACCAUUUCAAGCUGAUGUUUGUCCUACAUGUCAAUUUUUAACUAAUUAUCAAGCAUGGAAGCAAGAAACAAGUAAUGAUAAAAUUGUCCCACUCUUUCGACCACAUUAUUCACAACCAUGGCAACCCUAUUAUAUUGGACCUAAAGAUGCACCAAUAUAUGAUCCACGUUUUAAAGCACAUGCACAUGCUCGUAUAAGUCAGUGUUGUGAAAGUUAUGUUGCUGGUUAUGAUUAUAGUGUAUUAAAUAAUAUUUAUUUAUAUCGAUUAGGUUUUCUUGAUAAAUCUCAAUUACCAAAUACAGAAUUAAUUGAUGAUGAUACUUCUGUUUUACUUUUUGAUCAAUUUCGUGAAGAUCUAUCAAAACGUUAUUUGAAUUCAACGAGAAAAUGUUAA
Molecule: messenger RNA, 1287 nt
Organism: Adineta steineri
Lineage: Eukaryota; Metazoa; Rotifera; Eurotatoria; Adinetida; Adinetidae
Source: the annotation of a GenBank genome assembly